AUGGCUGGUAAAUUGGUGACUGUUCCGGCUGGUCCCAGAGAGUCGGUCACUAAAAUUCUGCCAUACCUGGAAGGCGUUGUCGCCCGCGGUGUCGUCAACUUGAGCGAGCAACAAGCUGGGACAGCGUCGCACCUCAAGCUCAUCGGAAACGUCAUGAUCCUGAUGAUGAUUGAGGCAGUCGCAGAAACCCACGUUCUUGCGGAGAAGACCGGGUUGAUGAACGAAGUUAUGCACGACGCUAUCAAUACUCUCUGGCCUGGUGCUGCCGGCGUGUACUCUAGGCAAAUGCUGUCGGGGCAGUACUACCUCGAAAACCCAAUGGUGCCCAUUGAUAUGGCGGUAAAGGUCUCAUCGCAUGUGUUAAACCUUGCCGAAGCACACGGAGCCGAGCUUCCUGCAUACAAAGCCGUGCGAGGACAGAUCGAAGCCGUGAAGAAGCACUGCGGUUCCCAGGGCGAUCUUCUGGGUGUGUACGGUGCCGGACGAUUACAGAGCGGAUUGCCAUACAAGAAAGAAAAAGUACUGAAAGAUGACGGCACAAAAAUGCAUUAA
Didymosphaeria variabile is the source of this 552-nucleotide messenger RNA. RefSeq lists its product as uncharacterized. The record is from RefSeq and is a predicted model, not a curated record. NCBI's taxonomy places the organism in Eukaryota, Fungi, Ascomycota, Dothideomycetes, Pleosporales, Didymosphaeriaceae. The transcript has 3 exons. Gene Ontology annotation, molecular function: NAD binding; oxidoreductase activity, acting on the CH-OH group of donors, NAD or NADP as acceptor. Bases 1 to 552 code for a protein of 183 amino acids.